Molecule: messenger RNA, 3774 nt
Organism: Antechinus flavipes (yellow-footed antechinus)
Lineage: Eukaryota; Metazoa; Chordata; Mammalia; Dasyuromorphia; Dasyuridae
Gene: FEZF2
Product: FEZ family zinc finger 2
Exons: 5
Coding region: 308-1726 (472 amino acids)
Cellular component (GO): nucleus
Source: RefSeq, a predicted model, not a curated record
GCUGCUGCUGUGAGCGCAGCCCCGUGCGCUCAUGUCAUUCCGCUGUAAGUGACUUCAUGUGAUGUCAGCUAAAUGUAAAAGACAGUGAUCUCACGCGGAGGGAAGAUGUUGGCUAUCAAAAUGUGACAGUGUAGCCCUGCUGCAUGCUUCGUACGCAUCUCUCUCCUCGGCGCCGGAGGAGAAAGAGUUAAGCCCGGAGCUCCGUCGCCUGGGAGGGAGGCCGGCUUCGCCCCCCACCCCCACCCUCCGCGCCCCAGCACCCCUGCUCCCUUCCUACCGCUGGAACCCGCAGCAACUUUUCCUCGAGAUGGCGAGCUCGACUUCCCUCGAGACCAUGGUGCCAUCGUCCUGUUCCCGGACCGGAGCCUCCAGCGCCACGUCCAAAACCUUGGCCUUCUCCAUCGAGAGGAUCAUGGCCAAGACUUCGGAGCCCAAGCCCCCCUUCGAACCCCGGGGGCCCGGGGGCCUGGAGGUGGACGGGGGCGCCAAGAAGAUGCUCAGCCUCUGCUCGUCCUUGCCUUGUAUGAUCCCCAUCCAGCCCCUGGGCUACGAGAUGCAGUCCAAGACUCUGCUCAACUACACCGAGCUUUGGAAGAGUAGCCUCCGGGGAGGCGGCGGAAGCAGCGGAGGAGGAGGAGGAGGUAGCGGCGGCGGAGGAGGUGGCGGCGGAGGCGGCGGUGGCGGCGGGGGCAGCGGGGGACCCCAGCUCUGCGGCGCCAGCGGCUUGUGCAAAGCGAACUGCGGCAUGUGCUGCAAAGCGGAGCUGAGCCUGGCCCCGUCCGUGCUGCCCACCGGCAGGGUCAUCAAACCUCAGGUCAUCAACCAGGCCGUGGGGCUGCCGGCCAAUGGCUCCCUCUAUUACUUCAACUACCUGGAGUCUUCGGCGUAUCCCCCUUCGGAGCUGCUCAACGGGCACCUCUUCCCCUCCAGCAUCCUCAACUCCCAGUCCCCGGCGUCCCUGGCCACCCACCAGAAACUCUUCUUGCUGGAGAACGCCAAGCUGGCCACGUUGGCCGCGGACAAGUUUCCCCACGGCCCUUACCCCCACAAAGAGCGCCUGCCCGGGCAGCUGGACCAGGUGAUGAAGGAGAACACGGCGCUGACGGCGGAGCGGAACGGAGCCAAGAGUCACGGCAAACUGGCGGCCAACUCGGCGGACGGCAAGCCCAAGAACUUCACCUGCGAAGUGUGCGGCAAGGUGUUUAACGCUCACUAUAACCUCACUCGUCACAUGCCGGUCCACACGGGAGCCAGGCCGUUUGUCUGCAAAGUCUGCGGGAAGGGCUUUCGGCAAGCCAGUACUUUGUGCAGACACAAAAUCAUCCACACCCAGGAAAAACCUCAUAAAUGCAACCAGUGCGGCAAAGCCUUCAACCGGAGCUCCACGCUUAACACGCACAUCCGAAUCCACGCGGGCUACAAGCCUUUCGUCUGCGAAUUCUGCGGGAAAGGGUUCCACCAAAAAGGAAACUACAAAAAUCACAAACUGACUCACAGUGGGGAGAAACAAUACAAGUGUACCAUCUGCAACAAGGCCUUCCACCAGAUUUAUAACUUGACUUUUCAUAUGCACACCCACAACGACAAGAAGCCUUUCACAUGUGCCACUUGUGGGAAAGGAUUUUGCAGAAACUUUGAUCUAAAGAAGCACGUGAGGAAACUCCACGACAGUGUGGCCCCUGGAGCCCCCUCCACAAAGGACUUGCCCCGGACAGUGCAGAGCUGAAAGCUUCAGCUCCAAGCAGGAUCUGUUUCCUCUCCCUCCACAUCGCCUGCGCCUCAGAGAUUGGAGAGAGACACUGAUUUCUAAGAUUUAAAUAGAUAUAUAUAUAAAUUUAUAUAUAUAUAUAUAUACAUACAGCAGAGAGGUUAGAUCUAUUUAUCGAGACCAACAUCUAUUUUGGAAAGCUAAAAUGUCUCCCUAUGAGUGGGGAGCAGAAUUGUGCAAACAUACUCCCACCCCCACCCCCCACAAGUGUACAUAGACGGGGAGACUCAGCAAAAGUGAAGUCUUGGACCUCAGGGCUCCCCCAGACAUUUUAUUGAGGGGUGACAGUGGGUGGGGGAAGGAUAAACUAAACCUAACUUUUCAACACUGACUAAAUAUAAGGGAGCUGCAUUAUAAGCCCAUCCACUUUCUACAUUUCUGUAAAUUUCCAUGUAUGAUUGAUUAAGAAAUAUAUCUAUAUAUGAUUAUAAUAAACCGAUUUCAUUGGCAAGAAUCUUCUUUGCCCUCUCCCCAGCAUCGGGAGAAGGUGUUGGAAGGAAAUAUGUCUUUCCUCUUCCAUCUUAUUUCCUUCCUAUUUUCUAUCCAUUCUUUCCUUUUUCGUUUCCCUCCCCCUUUCUUCCCUCCUUCCCUCCUUCUAUUUCUCUCCUACUCUUUCUAAUUUCCUUCCUUUCUUCCUCCUUUCCUCCUUUCUUAUGGCUGAUGUUCUGACCAUAUUUCUAAAAGUUAUCUUUUGUAUUUUUCAAGCCAGCCGGAGCUUGACUGAAGGAGAUGCGCUGGAACCCGAGUGGGGAGAGAAACAUCCAAACGAUUGUGAGGGGCCCUUUGGUAACUGAGCUGACACACGAGUGGGCCGGGAGGGGAGGUAGUUUCUAAGCAACUUGGUUUCCUCUGUGAUUGGGGAGAGGGAUACAAAAACAUCGAGAUCCUCGGUUUUAUUUUGUUGUAUUGGGUUUAACUAACGAACGGCCUACGGUGAGAUGAGCCUUCCGAAGGAAAGGAAAACUCAUGGCAGGAUAUUGAAUUUCUUACGCAGGACCAGGGGAGAAAAGCUUGCGUGUUGUGGGGGGGAAUUACACAGUGUAGCCGGCCCAGGAAGCACCUGUUUGCUGGACUGCUCUGCGGGGAGAAGUUCCUUCUGUAUGUCUAGCUGGGGAAGUUGGUGAGGAAAAGUGGGAAGAGAGGGGGAGAAGGGAGGGGGGGAGCGGCGAUGACGGCGCGGUGCACGUAGGUGCGCCCCUGGCAGUACCGCCGUUCUCCCAACAGUAUUGGCCCGCGCGCAUUUCCGGUCUAUUCCUCCUCCUCCGUUCAUUUCCUUACCUGGGCGUCCGUUCCCAAGCUUGUUUUACUUGCUACUCCCGUAAAUCCCGGCAAGGCCAAGGGCUCUCUCCGAGAUUGCCAACACCGUGGGCCCUUGCCUCAAGGACCUGCCCCCCAAACUUAGCUGGGAACUUCCAUCUCCCUCCCUCCCUCUCUUUUUCCUUCUUUUUAAAGGCCAGUGGCUACAGGGACUAAUGGCCUGGCGUCCAACCCUGAGGGAGAAAAAUGUCCGGGACAGAGAAAGCAAGCGGGCCCUUUCCAAAUUGGGACUCCAGAGGCCCGAAUACUUGAGACCAAGGAGCCGCCAACCAGGUCCCUUUUCCAUCCCCGUUCCCUCCUCAUCUCCCAACUUCCCAUCAUCCAUCCAAGCAAAUACUCUCUCUCGCAGGACAGAAGAAAGCUAGUGGGGCUCACCUCAGAGCCUUCCGCAACAACCCCGUCUCCAUCUUAUCUUCUCCAAUUGGCAUGAAAUAAUAUUUCCAAGAACAACAAGAAUCUCACUCCUCUCAUCUUUUUCGAUGGAGUUCAAAUGGAAAGGAUCCCGGGUUGUUGCCAUCCUGCUAUUAUCUAACAUUUAAUGUUCCGAAGACUAUUAUUAAUCGGGCAUUUAAGGCGGGGGUCUUUCUCCCCCACUCCCGAAUUAAAGUCGCCUGAAAUGCGGGAUAAUGACGGUUUUCAUAAUCUAACAUGUCACCUUUUGGUCCUUUAAUUAAGACGCAUUUAAACAA